This is a messenger RNA of Anolis sagrei ordinatus, 2104 nucleotides long. RefSeq names its product KTI12 chromatin associated homolog (gene KTI12). NCBI's taxonomy places the organism in Eukaryota, Metazoa, Chordata, Lepidosauria, Squamata, Anolidae. Gene Ontology annotation, biological process: tRNA wobble uridine modification. The record is from RefSeq and is a predicted model, not a curated record.
GAAACGCACCCGCCGCCAUCUUGGCUGAGGGCGGAAGACAUCUACAUUUCCUCGAGGAGAGAGGGAAAGCGCAGGGAUGCCGCUGGUGGUGUUGUGCGGCCUGCCGGGGAGCGGCAAGACCCGCCGCGCCGAAGAGCUCCGCGCGGCGCUGGUCUCGGAAGGCGAGGCCUCAGAGCAGCGCCGGGUCUUCGUCGUCUCGGAGGGAGAGGGCGGCAAGGGCGAGGCCCGCUCGGCUCUGAGGGCCGAGGCGGAGCGCCUCCUGAGCCGGAGGGACGUGGUGGUGGUGGACGCCGGCUGCGAGCUGAAGAGUUUCCGCUACGAGCUCUUCUGCCUCAGCAAGCAGGCCGCGACGCCGCAUUGCGUGCUGCUCUGCCCCGGGGGAGCCCCGCGCCCCGACCGGCCGCCCUUGGAGGAGCCCGACGGGCAAAACCGCUGGGACCGGCCGCUCUUCGUGGCCCCCGCGGAGCCCUCGGAGGCGCUGCCGCUGCCCGAGAUCCGCGCCGCCCUCUUCCAGCGCCGCCCGCCCGCGCCCAACCGCUCCACGCGCGCCGAGCCCCUCCAGGACGCCGCCUUCCUCCACCGCCUCGACCGCCUCACGCAGGACGUGGUGGGCGCGCUCAUGGAGGCCCAGCGGAAGGGCGCCCGGCCCGGGGAGGUGGUGCCCCUGCCCGGGAUGGCGCCGCAAGGGUGGCUGCUCCGGCGCCCCCUCACCCUGGCCGAGCUCAGCCGCCUCCGCAGGCAGUUCCUCAGCUACGCCAAGAUGCACCCCGGGGAAGGGGAGGGAGAGCUGCCCCGCCUGGGAAGCAUGUUCCUCCAGUACCUCAGCCAGAACCUCCAGUGAAGAAGGAAGACUCCUUGCCCUCUCUCCAGAGAAUGCUCAAAGAAGUAAGGCCUUCUCCAGUAUGGCACCAAUGUGGAAGGAGAGGAAGGAUGCCUAGGCACAGCUCUCAAGUUUGGGAGCGAAAGACUUGAAAGUGGAAAGCAGUGGAAGGAUGUGAUGCUUUGAUACCUAUGCACAACUUUCCAGUUUGGGAGUGAAUGACUUGGAUGUGAAAAGGAGUGGAAGGAUGUGAUACCUUGACACCUAUACACUGCUCUCCAGUUUGGGAGUGAAAGACUUGGAAGGGGAAAGCAGCAGAAGGAUGUGAUGCCUUGACACUUAUACAAAGCUCUCCAGUUUGGGAGCGAAAGACUUGGAAGGGGAAAGCAGUGGAAGCAUGAAGUGCCUUUUACACAUAUGCACAGCUUUCUGUUUUUAGAGUGCAAGGCUCAAAUAUGGAAAUAAGUGAAAAGAUAAAGUGUCUUGACACAUAUACACACCUCUCUGGUUUGGGAAUGAAAUGCUUUGACUUUGGGUUGCUGUAAGUUUUCUGAGCUGUCUGGCCAUGUUCCAGAAGCAUUCUCUCCUGACAUUUUGCCCACAUCUAUGGCAGCCAUCCUCACAGGUUGUGAGGUGGGUUGUAAACUCAGCAAAGGAGGUUUAUAUAUUUGUGGAAUGAUGUCCAGGGUGGGAGAAAGAACUCUAGUCUGCUUGAGGCAAGUGUGAAUGUUGCAAUUUACCACCUUGAUUAUAAUUAAGUCGGGGAGCUGGGACUCCUUGACGCACAUACCUCUCUAUCAAGGAAUUUGGAAGAUCUGGACUGGAUGUCUGAGGGAAGCCUGGAAACCUACACACAGAGAGAAAUAUACAUCCAGAUCUCUCCACUAAAGUGCUGGAAGUCCAGGAUGGUGGCAGGAAGAUGGGAUGCCUUUCCUCUGCAGUGUGGAAGUGGAAGACUUGGACUAGUAGGCUGCAAAAAGAUAGGAAGCCUUUACACACAUAUACCCCCCCUCCCACUUGAAGAAAAUCUGGACACCUUUACACACAGAGAAUUCUGAAAUGUAGAAGAAUGUGGAAAAACGAGGUCUUUACACACACACUUCCAGUUUGGGAGUGAAAAGUCUGAGAAGCCUUUACACACCUCUCCAGUGAUGUAUUUAGAAGACCUGGGUUCUAGAGGACUGUAAGAAGCCUGGAUAUCUAUACACACAGAUCUCUUUCAUAAGUGAAUGGCUAGAAGACCUAGACUAGAAAGAUGGGAUACUUUUACACACACACACACAC